CUCUUUUGAAGCCCCUCAUCUUCUAGACCGUCUCCGCCCUGAAGUCUCCGCUAGAGUCCACACUCUGUUGCCAGGACCCGCCUGAGUCGAUAUCAGGCAAGGGUUCUCCUCCUAUUACUUCACCCUCCUUUGUCCGCUACGCUCUCCCGGCCGCGGCCUUCCUCCUUCCCUUUUCCCACUUUUGAUUUGGACGACUUUCGUUAUUCCAACUUCUACGCCCUCUACGCCCUCGCUCUCUACUUUGCGCGACUUGACUUGAUCAUCGUUCGACAUGAGGCUGCGGAGCGCCCUCAGCGCCGCACUCGUCGCUCUGACGUUUGCCUCGGUGCCCGUGGAAGCUUCGCUGAAGAAGGCCAACCAAGCCGAAAUCUUUCGUGCCUUGGCCGACCUGACUCGUGACCCAAAGGACCGCAAGGUGCAUGAUGUCUCCAAGAUCAAGAAGCUCAGCAGCCACGACUUUGGCUACCAGAAGCAGGGCGUCGACUGGGAAGUGCUCAAGCCUGCCAGCACCAGCUCCGCCAGCGGCGACCGCUCCUCGUGUCCUAACACUGCCCAAUUCUCGAUCCAGCCCCGUGGUGCCGGACAACACAUCCCACCUCUCGAACUCGAAUCGUUUGUCGCCAAGCGGGACAACGACGAUGCCAGCAAUGAGCACAGCAAGGGUACCACGGUCACCCUUCCUCCUGGACAAUACCAAGCGAGCGAAUUCUACCCUAUCAAGCCGCCUAGCAUUCCUUUGGCGGUCAAGGGACCAUAUCUCACCACCUGGGCACCUGCUGGCCGCCUGGAGUCUGCUUCGCCGCCCAACGUCGUCGGAAAUGGUGGCUACCUGGCGGGCCAGGACGGCUCCUUCUGGACCUCUUCUUACGGCGCAGACGGAGACUACCGUAUGACCUGGACUGGCUACAUUCGCAUCGACAACACGACCUAUCAGUGGAUGGGCGACGGCUUUGGCACCACGGUGCGCUCGGGCAGCAACGCCAACCAAAAGAAGGUCACGUACACCUCGACGAGGUCCAUCUUUGAAUUUGAGGCCGAUGGCGUCGCAUUCAACGUCACCUUUAUGACGCCCAUCUGGCCCAACGACUACCUCCGUCAGAGUCUGCCGAUGAGCUACAUGCACUUCGAGCUCGACUCCAGCACAGCCCAAGGCAGGAGUGUGCAGCUCUACACCGACAUUGACGAGCGGUGGGUGACGGGCCACGACUAUGAUUACGAGAACUACCCGUACCGGAUGGAAUGGAUCGACGACCACAAUGGCACUUCGAUCUACUUUGUCGAGAGGACCAAUCCGCAGCGCUACACGGAAUUCCGCCAGCGCGCCGAGUGGGGCAAUGCUGCGUACGCCAUGAGGAAGCGUGCGGGCAUGUCUUCGCUCAACCAGAACAACGUCUUUGCCCAGCUCCAAUUCCUCAACACAGGCACCCUCGCAAAGAAGCAUGACCCCGUCGGCGGGCCCGACAAUGCCUUUGCGUAUUCCGUCGACUUCAGCGGCAAGGGCGGCAACGACGCCCUGUUCGCCGUUGGCCACGUCCGUGCCCCUUACGUCAACUACAUCAAGAAGCUCGACCAGCCAGCCAACAACGGCACAAAGUCGUACCAGCAGGAUCGCUACGGCUACUGGAUGUCCAAGUUCCCCAACUUUUCUGACAUGGUCAGCUUCUUUAUGGACGACUUUGAGAACGCACUGUCGCACUGCAAGCAGCUCGACGCCCAGAUCGAGAGCGACAGCAAGGCCGUCGUUGGUGGUGGUGAAGUCGGGGACCAGUACGCGGCCAUUACGCAGCUCAGUGUCCGGCAGGCGUUUGCCACGAUUGAAAUCACGGUGCCGUACGACAACCAGACAUACAACACGUCAGACACAAUCAUUUUCCUCAAAGAGAUCAGCUCCAACGGCGACAUGCAAACCGUCGACGUCUUCUUCCCUCUCUUCCCCCUCCUCACCUACCUCAAUCCUUCAUUUUUGCGCGACAUUAUGAAGCCCAUCUUUGAGUACACCGAGUCGGGCUUGUACCCCAACAAGUGGUGCGUCCACGAUCUCGGCGUGUAUCCAAACGCCUUUGGCCACAACGACGGCAAUGACGAGCCGAUGCAGGUCGAAGAGAGCGGCAACAUGAUUUUGAUGAUGCUCCACUGGGCCCAGAUGGUCGGCAAGAAGGAGGCCUUGCCGCUGCUGCGGCAGCACUACAAGAUCAUGCAGCAGUGGGGUGAAUUCCUCAUUUCUGACUCGCUCAUUCCCGCCGAGCAGCUCAGCACCGACGACUUUGCUGGCCAGGCGGCCAACCAGACCGACCUGGCAAUCAAGGGAAUCGAGGGCAUCGCUGCUCUGGGCGAAAUCGCCACUUGGCUGGGAAAGAAAAACGACUCGCUGCGCUACGAAAACAUCUCUUCGACCUACAUCCAGGCCUGGUACGGCUAUGCGCUCAACAGCAACGGCACCCACACCAAGCUCCUCUACCAGGACGACAAGAGCUGGGGCACGCUGUACAACCUGGCAUUUGACCGCCUCCUCAACCUUCGCCUCGUGGCAAAGGAGAUCUACGAUCUGCAGGACAAAUUCUACCCCACCGUGGCCGAAUUGUACGGCGUGCCGUUGGACUCGCGCUACAGCUGGCAAAAGUCCGACUGGGCCAUGUUUGCCUCUGCCACGGCCGCCCUCAAGUCGACCAAGGAUCUCUUUAUCCAGAAGCUGUACAAGUUUGUCUCGUCGGGCCGCACCGAUGCACCCUUCAUCGAUCUUUUUGAGACGCAGACCGGCGACUUCCCCAAGCAGCCUUACACGCCAAAGGUUACCUUCCUCGCCCGGCCCGUCGUCGGCGGUCACUUCAUGCACCUCGCCCUCGACAAGGCCAACAAGCUCAACAAUGUCACCGACUACAAGUACGGCCCGCCGAUCAAGAAGCGUUCGGGCAAGCAGUCUACGUCGGCGCGCCUGACGAUGCAGCAGCAGCAGCAGCAGCAGCAAGACCGGGAACAAGGUGGCCUGUUUGCCGGUCUCCUUUCCCCACCUGCUCGUCCGAGCAAGAUGAUGACGUCUACGUCGGGAGUGGGCAGCCCCGCCCAACAGGGCCGAAAGAAGCUGGCUGCUCAGCAGCUGUCGAAGCAGGCGCCCCUCAUCCACAGCGACGACCUCUCCGACGUCUGAAUCGAUAUCAGUCGCGACCUUGGACGGUCCAGUGCUGUUUGAUGACUCCUCUGCUUGUCUCCUGCCACUGCGAUGUCGUCCUUGCACUAGACCAAUGGCCUACCCUUGUCAUGACAACCACACAAAUGAGCAAAUUGACGAAUGAUUUCCCAUG
This is a messenger RNA of Acaromyces ingoldii, 3299 nucleotides long. Its product is annotated as DUF1793-domain-containing protein. NCBI's taxonomy places the organism in Eukaryota, Fungi, Basidiomycota, Exobasidiomycetes, Exobasidiales, Cryptobasidiaceae. The coding region runs from base 272 to 3145 and encodes 957 amino acids. The transcript is spliced from 5 exons. The record is from RefSeq and is a predicted model, not a curated record.